Messenger RNA from Lachnellula hyalina, 681 nucleotides. RefSeq lists its product as uncharacterized. Bases 1 to 681 code for a protein of 226 amino acids. NCBI's taxonomy places the organism in Eukaryota, Fungi, Ascomycota, Leotiomycetes, Helotiales, Lachnaceae. The transcript is spliced from 2 exons. Gene Ontology annotation, molecular function: acyltransferase activity, transferring groups other than amino-acyl groups. The record is from RefSeq and is a predicted model, not a curated record.
AUGGAUUCAACCAAGUCCCCACUAGUCCACCUCAUCCCCUGGGACCCCGAAUCACCUUCCCACAUCGCUCUCAUGACAGCCCAACGGGUCGCCUGCGGCUGGAAAUCGGAAAAAGUAGAAAGCUGGAGAGAGGAACAACGAACAGGCGACAUGAAUCUCCAAUGGAUAGUUCCCACCACAACACCAGUCCUCCCUUCCACCUCCUCCUCCGCCUCCGCCUCCCUAACAGACACCGCCCCCACUUUUGGCGCCGCACCUCGCACUCCAACCCUCACCCCCUUCGUCCCCGCCGGUCACAUCGCCCUAACUCGCACCUACGAGACGCCCGGGCACAUGCCCCCGACCCCACACCUCUACUUCAUCAGCAACUUCUUCAUCAGCCCCGCGCAGCAAUCCUCGGGCCUGGGCCGCGCAGCCAUGGACCUGAUCGAGACGCUCGCCACCUCCCCGCCGCUGAACGCCCGAACUCUGGCCCUGAGCACGGCUGUGGACGAUGGCGAGGGCCGCGAGGAGAAGCUCGCCGCGUUUGGAAGGGAGGCGCCGCGGGUUAGCACGCAGAGGUGGUAUGAGAGGCGCGGGUACGUACCGUUUAAAAGGGUGAGGGAGAUGUGGUGGGAGACGGAUGGGAAGGGGAGGGAGUGGCCGACUGAGGCAGUGUUUAUGAGGAAGGAUAUUAAAUGA